Etheostoma cragini (Arkansas darter) is the source of this 2997-nucleotide messenger RNA. It is a transcript of the gene chst3a, whose product is annotated as carbohydrate (chondroitin 6) sulfotransferase 3a. Gene Ontology annotation, biological process: N-acetylglucosamine metabolic process; carbohydrate metabolic process. Gene Ontology annotation, cellular component: Golgi membrane. The transcript is spliced from 4 exons. Gene Ontology annotation, molecular function: N-acetylglucosamine 6-O-sulfotransferase activity; chondroitin 6-sulfotransferase activity. Lineage: Eukaryota; Metazoa; Chordata; Actinopteri; Perciformes; Percidae. The coding region runs from base 544 to 1863 and encodes 439 amino acids. The record is from RefSeq and is a predicted model, not a curated record.
UACGGUCCGCUCCCUCGCGCAGUGGCAUGGCAUCCAUCCUGCACAUGGAGAAAGUUGGAGGAAAAGUUUCGAAGCGAUGAUAUUUAAACACAAAAAUAAUUGUAAAGAGAAUUAAUGCUUUCAUCCGACGGGCAGUCGAGAGAUUCUUCAAAUAGGCGACCGCUUGUAGCACAUAGUUAAAAAAACAACAAGCUCAAUAUGAAAUCAGAAUUGACAUAAUUAUAACACGAUUAUUUUCGCUUGCCGUCCGUUUCGCUCUCGCUAAUGUAGAUGUUUGUGCCUCCGCGCUGCCUCUCAUUCAUCCGGCUGAGGAGAGGAUCGAGUCCGCGUCCGAGGACACAAUGAAGCAGUGUGUCCUUGUCCGACACAAUGCAGCAAGAUGCUACGAAGAGGACGAAUCUGUUUUUCACAAGAAUACCGACGUUUUUGCUCGAUUGCAGAGAGAGACCAGCGAAAGAAUGAAGCUUUAGCCUCUGCAUGACAAGCUAUGACCAACACACAGAAUAGGAUCUAGACGUCCAGUUACAAAGCCAGGACUCAAGAAUGAAGACCAAAUAUGCAAUUGUCUUCAUCUGUAUUGUGGCCCUGGUCAUCAUCGAAAAGGAAAGCAACAUCCUAUCAAGGUUCUCUGACAAGCUGAUCCAGAGGCAGAUUCCACAGCAGAACCCACAGACUUCACCGGAUUUCAGCAACACAACCGAAAAUGGCUCCUUGAUGAUGCUCAAAAGGCUGCUGUCUAAACUCAUUGGUACAAAUAGGAAUUACUCAGAGGAGCAAGAGGAAGAAGAACUAGAUGAUUUAGGCAGGUACAGCUUCAGCAGUGGCCGUAAGCACAUAUUACUCUUGGCCACCACACGAACAGGUUCCUCAUUUGUGGGUGAAUUUUUUAACCAGCACGGGGAGAACAUGUUCUACCUGUUUGAGCCUUUAUGGCAUGUUGAGCGCAUGCUGACCAUGGCCUCAGAGGCGAACAACGGGACAGUGUUGGCAGGAAUUUACCGGGAUGUACUCCAGGCACUCUUCCUGUGUGAUUUCUCUCCCCUUGAGAAGUUCAUCUCUCCUCUUCCUCAGGACCACGUCACCCCAGCUCUUUUCCGCAGAGAGUCUAGUCAUUCACUGUGUGAAGAAUCUGUCUGCAGUCCUGUAAUCAAAGAUGUUUUUGAAAGGUAUCACUGUAAGACUCGUCGCUGUGGGCCACUGAACUUGACCCUUGCAUCUGAAUCCUGCCUUUCCAAGCAACACCAUGCCAUCAAGACUGUUCGUGUGCGCCAGCUGGACACUUUGCAGCCUUUGUUGGAGGAUCCACGCCUGGAUGUGAGAGUGAUCCAGCUCGUCCGAGAUCCACGGGCCAUCUUAGCAUCACGCAUGGUGGCUUUCUCUUCGAAGUACCAGACGUGGAAGGCCUGGGCGCAGGACGGCCAGGUGCCCGAAGAUGACGAGGAGGUGAAAAGGCUCAGAGGAAACUGCGACCAGAUAAGGAUGUCUGCAGAGGUGGGACUGAGUCAACCUCCCUGGCUUAGGAGACGCUACAUGUUGGUGCGUUAUGAGGAUAUUGCCCGCUACCCCAUGCAGAAAGCAGAGGAGAUGUACAGGUUCACAGGGAUUCCAUUUAGUCCCCAAGCUAGGGAAUGGAUUCUGAGAAACACCCAGACCACACAAGGAGCUAGCGGGAUUUAUUCCACCCAGAAGAACUCAUCUGAGCAGGCAGAGAAAUGGAGAUUUAGCAUUCCUUUCACACUGGCUCAGGUAGUGCAGAGAGUGUGUGGACCUACUAUGGAGCUGUUUGGGUACAGGUUUGUGGAUGAUGAAAAGACACUGAUGAAUAGGUCCAUUAGUUUGCUUGAAGAUAAACUAUUCCAUUAAUAGAGAGGUCAAAACUGUGGCUGUAGCUAUGGAUCUGCAAAAUGCUGCAGACGUUGGAUCGGAGGAGAAGCCAUUAUUGCACAGACCAAAACUAGUAAGCAAAGGUGCCAUAAAAGACACAAAAUGUUUUACUGGUGACAGUAAUAUUUGGGCCAUACAACAAUAUUCAUACUCACCAAUGAUGUGCCAAAUUGUUCUGACAAAAGAGCCACUUGAGAAAGGGAAGUAUUUAUUUGUAAAUGGAAUAAGCAUAGAUGUCAAGCCUGACUUAUGAGAGAUUCUUAUGUAAGAUUGUAUUAAUAGUUGAUCAUGUUUAGACUUUCAGGGAUAAAGUGAUGCAUGUGUUGUUUGUCUGUGUGUGUGUCUGAAAGAGAAUAUCUUUCUGUUCAUAGGGUUUAUGACCUGCUUAAUUCUGCCUAGUUCAACCUGUAUUUUGAUAGAUCUAUAGUCCAUUAGGCAACUGAUAGCAUUACUAUAUAUUAGACCUGAUGUGCUUUCAUAGGGCUUUACACAUCCGACUCAGGCGAAGGGAAUUUGGCAUUGCAUUUUGUGUCUUCAUAAGGAGCAUUCAUAUCCCCGCUAAAGCAUGCUGUGUGAAAAUACACAAGGAUUUUGACGUACUUAACCAAAUGCUAUUUAAAUAAAUUCUCAAUAUACCAUAAACAAAGAGGCCAAUCCUCAAUACUCAUGAGGAUAUAUAACAUGAGUAGGGAAAGAAGACUUAUGUUUAAUUUCCGAGACCUACAUUGUAUGUGUUGAUUUUGCCAGUAGCCAUGGUAAUAAUGGAUUUCCCAGUGCUGUCUUCUCACCUCUAACGAAACAGGCAGUUUGAGUAUUAAUUCACAAAAGCAUAUUCUCUACUGAUUACCUUUUUGUGCUCAUGGACACACCCAAUUCUUUUGCAAUGACUUUAUCACUUCCCAAGUCAUAAAUUAAAUCACUAGAAAAUAUAUGUGAAAUUCUAAAUACUCAUCCUUUAAAGUUAUUAGUUGUGAGAUGUAUGUGUGUGGAUGUUUUUGGUGAAAAACUAUAAGACGUAUGUAAAUGUAUUAAUUAGGCCUAUGACUUUAAGUGAAACCCAGGUGCUGUUGCGUUUACUGUCAGUCUUGAUGGUAUAUAAAGGUAUCCACUGUG